Sabethes cyaneus is the source of this 3740-nucleotide messenger RNA. RefSeq lists its product as uncharacterized. Gene Ontology annotation, molecular function: protein binding. The record is from RefSeq and is a predicted model, not a curated record. Lineage: Eukaryota; Metazoa; Arthropoda; Insecta; Diptera; Culicidae. The transcript has 10 exons. Bases 1279 to 3507 code for a protein of 742 amino acids.
CGUGGAAUACCGACGAUACCGGGGGGUUGUCGUAAGACAACGGAAAAUUGAAAGACGAUUAUUUUAAAUGAGAUUUUCACAUUUCAGUACUAGUGCUAGAGAAAAACGUGGAAUGUCGGAAGUGAGAAAGAAUCUGGUGUUCAGAAAAUAAUCAAACCAAAUAAAAAUAUCUGUAUCAAAAGGCCAGUGUUGUGUGUUGCUUGCGAGCAAAAGAAGAAAAAAAAAGAAAAGAAAUAAAACAGGUGGAGGCACGGGGUGUGGAAAACCGAGCCAGUAACCGAGAAGAAAGUGGCAUCACGCAAAACCGAGCAGAGUGUGUAGUUAGUAGGUUUUUAUUUAGCAUACAGAAAGAGCGAGAUACGAAACGGAAAAUGUGUCAAGACCUGACGCCUGGCCUAGGCCUCCCGGCAGCGGCAGCUGCUGCCGUUGUCUUCGCCAGCAUCGUCACCACCACCACCGCCGUCACCUCCGCCGGGGGAAAGGAAUGAAGAAAUUUGUUUGGAUUAUAUAACUAAAAUAGAAUCUAUCAGCGUUGUCAUUUGCGCGUACAACACGGUGUGUUGAUUCGGGGCGUCCGAAAAAGUUGGUUGGCCAACUCGGUGUGAAGUAAGGAGGAAAAAAUAAUAGAAGCGAAAAAAAAACCGACAACCAAUGAGAACGUGUGGGUUCGCCGUCGUCAUGUUACGCCAGAUCACGUCACGUCACGCUCGCUAGAAACGCGUUCGAACGGGAAAAACGGUGGUGAAAAGUGGAUGACAGCCGUGUGUUGGUCGGUGGUGGUGGUGGUGAGAUUCCUCGAAUGAGGAAUGAGCAGAGAGAACGGCGACUAUUGAAACUACUACAGCCGUUCGUCGAAUCCCAAAAGGAUUCAUCGUCGUCGUCGUCGUCAUCGUCGUCAUCCUUGUCCGGGACCGUGAUUGGAAGAGGUUGCCGCUCGGACAGACGAACACGAAAGCAAGGAAGGAGGAGAAGGUUGGCGUUGAGGCGUUCGAAAUCAGGACAAAUUUCAAUUUAAUCGUGCCGCAGGGUCGAACCGGAUGUCGACGCUGUUUACUAAUGCUUGUGAAAAUAAACGAACUCGGAAGAAACACUACCACUCGGUGUGACUGUGUUGUGCAAAGGUGAAUCAUAGGAAAAUAAAUUCCCCAAAAACCCAACCCAACCGAGGAAAACAAGAAAGAAAACGACUGCAAAGUUUACCUUAUCGUGUGAAUUUUAAACGAAAAAUAUCAAAAACGGAGAAAACGGAGACGAACCGAGGAGCGUUGGCAGAGAGACAUGAGUCUCCGAGGAUUUAUAGCGGUGCUUCUGGUCGGAAUCAACGUUAUCGUAGCUGGAGCAUCGCUGCUGUUUGGACUGCUGAUUGCUCUUCCCCGGCCGGUGCUGGUGCUUGGUGAGACUCCCGAUGGAGGAGCGCAAAAUCAGCAAGCAUUGGAAGUGUCACCGCUGGGAUUACUGCCGGCUGCCAUCGCGACGGAAGCUACCCCGAACGUGGCGGCCGACAUCAUUAACAUCGAGCAGGAUGGACAGGUCAGUUUCAUCCCCCGGAAGGAUAUUCGACCGCAGCGAGCCGUUCCGCCGGAAUACGCUGGACCGUCGGCUUUGCCCCACUGUGAACCCUUCACGAUGGGUAAUCCGGAUCUGAAGCUGCUGUACAGCCCGGGACAUCCGGGCAACUACCCGAACAACAGCGACUGCGUCGUGGUCCUGGAAGCCCAGGUCGGAACGCUGGUGAGGCUAGAUUUUCGCGAUCAUUUCCACAUCGAACCGUCCGAUGACUGUAAAUACGACUACCUAGAGAUUCGUGACGGCGCCCACGGUUUCUCGACGCUGCUCGGUAAGUACUGCGGGACGAACUAUCCACCGAUGAUCACCUCGAAGGAUCGCUUCCUCUGGCUGCACUUCCACUCGGACGAGAACAUCGAGUACAGCGGGUUUGUCAUCAUCUACGACUUCGUGCCAAGGCCGACGUCAUCCAUCUACGACGACGAGGGUUGCCGCAUCGAGGUUUCCGGCAUGGAGGGCUUCGUAAACCGAACGGACGUACCCCGGGAAAAGCAGCAAACCGUGGUCGAGCACGGACUCUCGCUGGACUGCAUGUGGGUGAUUACCGCCCUGGACGGUUGGAAGAUUCAGCUGUCCUUUCUGAUGUUCAAACUGGAACGACCGAACGACUGCGAGAGCAACUUUGUCGAUGUGUUCACCGAGCGAACCGACCUGCCGUCCAGAUUGAAAAACUUCUGCGGUUCGAUUGCCGAUUCGGUGGUCUCAAAGUCGAACGUUCUGCACAUUCGGUUCUUUGCCGAGGCCGCUGCCAUCAAUUCCACCUUCUCGAUUCUGUUUACCGCCUUUCGGGAGAAAGCGGCCGGUGAAACUUGUGACGAUGAUGAGUACGAUUGCGAGGACGCGACCUGCAUUUCGUCCGAUCUGCGGUGCAAUGGGCGUAUUAACUGUCGCUUCCGGUGGGACGAGGACGAGUGUCAGAAACAAACCCAAAGUCAGUCGGAGCACGUGACAAUCAUUAUGGUCGUGUUCGGACUCAUCUUCGGCAGUAUGGUGAUUGCGUUCGUCAUUAAGAUCGUACGGAAGAUCGUGCGUGAUCACAAGAUCAUUCGUGAACACAUACGACAGUCAAGGGAGAGCAAACUGAACGAACUGGGACGGCAUUCGACUAAAAAGCCGGUCGAUUUGGAUAUCACCAAAUUUCCGCCACCGGCCUUCGAUAAGGAACCGAUCAAUGUGCUGGAAAACGCGGCCAACAGCUACUACCGAGAGGUGUUGUCACCCUCGCUGGUUGGCGGAGGAAGCGGUGGCAGCGGGGGUAGCGGGGGAGGAACCAGCGGCCAUAUGGCCGGCGCGGGUGGUGGAGCGAACAUGUUUAGCAGUAGUAGUAGAAUAGAUAUGAAAAAUGAUCCCGGCCGAAGCCAGGAGAUUCAAGACAUUCUGAGAAGCAGCUACCACGAUGAUCCCCUGCGGGCGGCGAUCGGCUUCAAGGAUUCGGGAAUGUGCGACAUGGCCUGUCAAACGAGGGAAUCUCUCUUUCAACCGGUGUUCAAAAACAAGAUAACCCAAUCGCCCAAUCCGAGCAGCAUCCGCUUCUCGACGUUCGGGUACGAAAUGGAUUCCCAGGCGGGACUUCCAGCGCAGCUGCCAUCGGUGACGCCUCCACCGCCGAAAGUGAAACACCAUCACCAUCAUCAUCACCUGCAUCACGGUACCGGCGAGCGGUCCAAGUGUAGCAAGUUUGAGAUGCAGGAUCUGAGCGGCAGCGGCGGGAUGGCGGUGUCCACCGGUGUUGGCACCGCUGACGACGAACCGGAACGAGAUCUCACCGGUGGUGGUGGUGGUGCCGAUCCGAGCAGCCAGCCUCAUUCCCAUCACCAUCACCACCAUCAUCAUCAUCUGCAUCACGGUCAGAAACUGGCGGUGGAUCGAACCGUCGAUCCAUCGACCGGUGGCAUCCGAAAGUCGGCACCGGAUGUCAUCAUAAUGACGUCGUCGCAUUGACCCCCCGCUGCAGGUGGCCCGCUAUCGCCGUCGGCGACGAAAGGGGCGGCACGGCACUGGGGACGGUGGUCGUGGUUCCGAAAGUGAGAGGCUUUCGGCUCUUUUUUUUCGAUGGUGGCUUGAAAGUUGUUCGUUCUAUGAUAGUGUUGUUGUAGGUGCACUUUCUGGCGAAUCCAAAAUGGAAUGGGAAAAGUUACGAGCAAUAAUUUGUAUUGAUUAGGUUAUUUGAUUUU